Messenger RNA from Zerene cesonia (dogface butterfly), 3559 nucleotides. Its product is annotated as phosphatidylcholine:ceramide cholinephosphotransferase 2-like. The record is from RefSeq and is a predicted model, not a curated record. Gene Ontology annotation, cellular component: endoplasmic reticulum membrane; Golgi membrane. The transcript has 2 exons. Gene Ontology annotation, molecular function: sphingomyelin synthase activity; ceramide cholinephosphotransferase activity. Gene Ontology annotation, biological process: ceramide biosynthetic process; sphingomyelin biosynthetic process. Lineage: Eukaryota; Metazoa; Arthropoda; Insecta; Lepidoptera; Pieridae. Bases 414 to 1721 code for a protein of 435 amino acids.
CCCCCCGGUGACGUCACGCGCCGUAAUUAUUUCCAUUGAGCCGAGUGUGCGCGAACCGAGUCGACGGCAAACGAACGCCGUCCCGGAGCCAACGAGAAUUACAUCUUUUCUAGUACGCGUCCGACUUUUAGCAAGUACGUUCGUUACCGCAGGCCACAGCGCGAGGCCGUUAUUUAGUGCGAAGUGUGACAGUGUGUUGUGAAUGAAGGUUGACGAGUGAAAUACAUCUUAAUUUAUAAUUUUUGUAUCGUAAAAGUGCACGCAGUGUAAGCGCCCCCGCUCGCCCGCCGUUUGUUGACGCGGGUCUGGCUUUCUAUUGAGCGCGCUGGACGACCGAAUCGAUGAAGAGCCACGGUCGGCCAGAAUGACAACUCGCACAUUGAUCGAGAACUCUUCAAACCAAUGGUGAUUGGAUGACGAUCUCAGCUCGCUCCCCGGAUAAGGAGCCGACGCCACCAAAGCAGAUCAACUACGCAGAGCCUCUCGUCGAGUCCGUGCGCGUGUACCUCGCCAAUGAGCUGCCCACAAAGCAGCUAGCGCUGGUGCCCCGCGCCGCGUCGCCGCCCGUCAGCCAAGUGUGCCAUGCGGACAUCGUGACCGACACGGCUCACGAAGACAUCAAAGGCAUCAAUUUCGAGGCUCGUCUCAACCGAAAUGACCUAAACAACAACGCGUCACGCCGUCAAAACGAAACACGUGAAAUGCCAAACCAAGCUGAACUCAUGCAGCGGCAACCGCUGCUGGCUCGCAACGUCAAGUUGGACGCGCCUCAACCGACCACGGACGAGUCCGAUCCAGAUCAGGACCACUCCCCACAGCGCACCCACGCCGGUGACUUCAUAGUCGAACUGCCGCCGGGCGCUGUCAGAGAGGAAAGAUAUCCAAAAGAAAUAUGGAAGACUAUAAUUUCAUUCUUCUUCCUUUUCAUAUGUGUAUGCAUAAACAUGAUGUCUCUGUCGCUCGUCCACGAGCGACUUCCAGACAGAAAUACGACGGCCCCAUUGAACGAUAUAGUGCUUGAUAAUAUAACGGCGCGGGACUGGGGACUGGCGGUGUCCGAAUAUCUCAUCAUGAUAUCGACUACUGUGGCGAUGCUAGUAGUAGUUUUCCACAAACAUAGAUUCAUCGUCGCGCGCCGUUUGUUUUUCAUUAUCGGUCUGUUGUAUUUGUACCGAUCACUCACCAUGUUCGUAACCGUCCUGCCCGUAUCGAGCACAACAUAUUACUGCAGUCCGAAGAGCAACAAUACGACACCGCUUCUCGUCAUAAGAAGAAUGUUCUAUUUGAUAUCGGGAUUCGGCCUCUCUAUCAACGGAAAGCAUACAUACUGUGGAGACUAUAUUUACUCGGGACACACCAUGGUACUAGUGUUGAGUUAUCUCAUAGUCGCAGAAUAUUCACCAAAGAAACUGUGGCCCGUCCAUUGGGCGAUGUGGGGCUCCGCCCUGCUGGGAGUGUCGUUCGUGCUGCUCGCCCACGGGCACUACACGGUGGACGUGGUCAUAGCUUAUUACAUAACAACCAGACUGUUUUGGACAUUCCACUCGCUGCUGGUGACGCCGCACCGGACCGGCAACGGCUACAACCACUACAUGAUCCAGCGCGAGUGGUGGUACUGGAUCUUCACGUACCUGGAGCGGAACGUGCGCGGGCCGGUGCCGCGGCGCUACGACUGGCCGCUGCCGUGGCCGCGCACCAAGCUGUUCAGCCGCCUCAGCUAGUGACGCGCGCGUCCGCCGUCGCCGCCCCCGCCGGAACGCGUAUGACGCUCACCUUCUGCGAAUGCCGCUUCAGCACCUGCAGCUCCUUUGGGCUGGUGCGCGUGCAGAUGGCUAAGGUGAGCGUGUAGUCGAACUGAUGGACGAUCAAGUUCAGGUAGACGGUCUCCUCCCAAUCGAUUUCGGGAUCGCCGAUUGGCAGCUUCUUGGAAUCCUUGCGGAAGACCUCGACGUCAGUCUGCGAACAAGCCGGCCGGCGAUGUAGCGGUUAGCCUCGAAAGCCUAGAGUGUGCGUGUCGCGGGCCCCCGUGCCCUUGAGCCCCGCGAGCCCCGCGAGGUCCACUCGCCCACAUGUGAUACACGAUAGACUCUGAGCGUGCCGCGAGUAGCGACCUCCCUAGCGCAAACUGUUCUAUUUAAUAAUACCUAAGACCUCUGUAUGCUUUUAUUGUUAAUAGAUUAAGAGAUCAAAUUUUAAUUGACGAUGAACAAUAACGAAUGAUCAAUUACUAUAAUGAACUGUCAACUGUUGAAAAAUUGAAAUGUUUGUUUUGUAAUUGUAUAUUUUAUAAGUGGUUAUAAUCAAUCUCGAGUCUAACAAAGAACAUACUAUUUAUUAACAAAAAUAUACUGUGAUUCGUUUUUAAAUAACGUUGACUGAGUGCGAGCAUGGUGGAGUGGUUGUAUUAGUGCAUACUACCAAGUACAUUCUUGUUGUAAUAGCAGCCUAUUGUAAGAAAUAAUAUUUUUAUAUUGUUUAAAAUAAAGUACAUUAUAACUGUUGUAAAGCAGACUUUUGUAUUUCCAAAUAAUAUUUCUCGUAGAAUUUGAUAAUUUUAAUCCGUAUGGUGCUAAAUCUAGGAUCUUGUUAGCGAAGUUCAAUGAACAUAAGGCAAGCCUAUACGCAAAACGACAUUGGAUAACGAUAGCCAGAAACUAAACACUUUCGUCAUUUGUAGCACAAACUGAAUUCGAAUACACCAUUAGCCGUUAGAAUCGGAAAAAUUUUGACAUACGUCACAAUGCAAGCUAAAUAAUACUUAGGUUUGUGUACUAUUGAAAUUGAAUAUUGAUGUUUAGUAAGAACUAAUUAUACGAUAACCGUCUCGUAUCUUAAUAUGUAAAGUGUUUAUCUUCGCGUAUUUGUUAAACCCGAAUGAUAACGUUAAAUCGAAAUUAGAUAGAAAACAUUGCAUUUAUACAUUAUUUUUUUUGUUUCUACACGUGUUUUAAAUAAACAUUGCAAUGUAUCAUUGUCGUCUAUGUCGUAUAAGCAAGCAGGAACUUAAAUCUAAAUUGUAGUCGGCCUUACUGUUUUAUAGUUUAAGUAACAUGAUCUGUAGCAACGCACUGUAACACAACCAAAGUGUAACUUUGUAUCGAAUCCAGAAUAAAUGUUCGCUAAAAGUGUACUUUACUCGUUCCACUUUGGUGGCGUCGCACGGAGCGUGCACAUAACGCAGGUUGCCGGGUAUACGAUACUCACUUCGUACUUAGGCAGAUAACGGGAGGACCCUUUGACGUGUCGCUUGCGGACAAAAAACAGCAGAUCGUCGCAGUCUAUGGACUGCUCCUCUUGGAACAGAAAGUGGCGCACGAACAGGUCGGUCCAGUACGUCGUCCCCUGUAGCACUACGAAGCCGGAAUCUGAAAAGUCACACUUAAUACUAUCUCGUUUCUACUUUUCUUUGCUAUUUUUAAUCUCUAUUUACUGCUACCGAGUCCACGGCCAGUGUAGUUACCUAAAGUCAAGUGCCUUCGAGGAUUGUUUACCCUGAACUAUUAGAUUGUAUAUAAUGAACUUAUAUGGCUGUUUUAAUAUUUCAUUUGUAAAAAAAAAA